UCAGGUCAGUCUUCAGUGUUUGGAGAGUUUUCUCUGCACGUUUCACUGUGUGCGACAACUCGGUGACCCGAGAGCAAAGGAUGCGCUCAAAUUCUGCUCGGACAUGAGUGGGGCCAGUAACACCCUGGCACGGGAGUUCCUGACGGAUGUGCACCAGUUGUGUAGUGCGGUGGCCCAGCGGGCCGAGGACGAGGAGGAGAGUCACAUGGUGGCGCUGGGAGAGUAUCUGGUGCGGGGACGCGGGUUCCUGCUCCUCAGCACCCUGGACUCUGUCAUUGACCAGGAGUUGACCUGUCGGGAAGAGCUACUUACACUUUUGUUGUCUCUGCUACCUCUGGUCUGGAAGAUUCCUGUUCAGGAGGAAAAAGCCCCAGAUUUCACCCUGCAUUCACUACUAGAGGUAUUUCUAUGCCAAGAGGGAAGGACCAUCCCUCAAAAGGCGGGGCAAGAUAGAUGUGAUGUGCAGAACUCUGGGAAGCGUUUAUCUGGCUCCUGGAAGUCACGUCGUUCACGAAGGACAGCUCAGCGAUACUCUGUGAGGGAUGCACGCAAAUCUCAGCUUUCCACAUCAGAUUCUGAAGCCAACUCGGAUGAUAAGACCACAAAUACUGGGAGCAAACAUCGCCGAUUUCACAGUUCGGCCAUUCGUGUUAGUUGCCAGCUCCAUCAGUCCAACAAUCCAUCACAGCCAGCAUCGCAACAUCCCACUCUCGAUGCCAUGGGCACCAUUGAGCCUUCCCAACCUCACAUGAGACUGUUUGGAUCUCACACUCUAGAUCCUAACAUGCUAACAGACCCCACUACUCUCUCCAUCUUCAACCGCAUGGAGAACUCGCCUUUUGACCUUUGCUAUGUUCUACUUUCUCUUCUUGAAAAGGUCUGCAAAUUCGACAUGACCAUCAAUCAUAACCCAGGCUUGGCGGUCAGCGUUGUUCCCACGCUCACAGAGAUACUCACAGAGUUUGGUGACUGCUGUGGUCCCAGUGGUGGUGGUGGUGGAGGUGGGAUCGAUGAACUAGCUGGAGGCUGGACUGAGGAGCCAAUUGCACUUGUUCAAAGGAUGCUUUUACGCACCAUUCUGCACUUGAUGUUUGUAGAUGUGGGUCAAAAUGAGACACUGCCUGAUAAUCUGCGUCGAAGCUUGACUGACCUCCUCAGAGCAACUUUAAAGAUUCGUACCUGUUUAGAAAGGCAAGCUGACCCUUUUGCUCCAAGGCCAAAGAAGACUCUGCAGGAGAUACAAGAAGAUUUUUCCUUUUCAAGGUACCGUCACCGGGCCUUGCUACUGCCUGAACUCUUGGAGGGUGUCCUGCAGCUACUACUAGGUUGCUUACAGGCCUCUGCUCCCAACCCUUUCUUUUUCAGUCAGUCUCUUGAGUUAGUUCAUGAAUUUGUCCAACACCGUGGCUUGGAGCUCUUUGAGGCAACAGCUCUGCGCCUUGAGGCCUUAGCAGAAGCUCGAGAUUCAGAAGUCGGCAAUGAGGCAUCAGAGCAUCUGCGUUGUCUAAUAGCUGAUGUACUUAAGAUAAUCAGUGCUGUCAAGAGGGCCAAGUCAGAGCAGCUACACCAGUCUGUUUGUGCACGUCGUCGACACCGUCGCUGCGAAUACUCCCACUUUUUGCACCAUCACCGUGACCUCUCAGGACUACCGGUAUCCGCUUUCAAGCAAGCAGCCCGAUGUAAUCCUUUUGAGGAGAUCUCAGAGGGUCAUGACGGAGAAGUGCGGUACCCCGAACGCUGUUGUUGCCUUGCAGCUUGUGCCCACCAAUGCUUGCGUCUUUUCCAGCGCUUGUCACCAUCAGGUCCUGCUGUGCUGCAGGUACUGGCUGGAGUGCAAGCUGCUGGCAUCUGUUGCUGCAUGGACCCGAGGUCUGUAAUUGUACCAAUGCUCCAGGCAUUUCAGGCUCCAGGACUUCGGAGCUACCAGUCCCAUGUGUUGAGUGUCCUUAGUAGACUAGUCUUAGAACAGCUUGGAGGUGGUCAACCUUCCGAAAAGGCCAAGCUUGCCUCCUGCAACAUUUGCACUUUGGAUAGUAGCCAGUUACCUGGCCUUGAAGAGACUCUGCAGGGCUAUGGACCUAAGAAAGAAUCAAACAUAUCCAUGUCCCCAUCUCCCUCUUAUCGUUCCCAAGGUAUCCUGCCCAGUGGAGGAGCUGAAGACAUGCUAUGGAAGUGGGAUGCUUUAGAGGCCUAUCAAGAAAUUGUGUUUGGGGAAGACUGGCAUUUGAGUCAACAAAUUGCCAGUCAUGUAUGCCAGUUGACUUUACGAGGCAAUGCAGUAGUGCAAUGGCAACUCUACACUCAUAUUUUUAAUCCAGUGCUUCAGCGGGGUGUGGAACUAACCCAUCAUGCCCAGCAACUUGGUGUGUCAACUACGUGUAGCCAAGUCUGCAGUUACCAUACCCAUUGCCUCCCGGUUGAGGUACUACUGGUUUAUCUUCAAGCUCUGCCUGCUUUGCUGAAGUCAAGCCGGGUGGUACGGGACCUGUUCCUGAGUUGUAAUGGACUGAACCAAAUCACAGAGUUGAUCUACUUGGACUGCACUCGUCCGUGGGCACUGAAAGCGUUCGAGACACUUAUCUUGAAUGCGUGGCACCAUCACACGGAAUCUGCUGUGCAUGAGCUAGAAAGAGCGGAAGCUCAGGAGAGGGAAGCUGUUCUUGGGCUUGUAGAGGAACUGAAUUCACGUGGGGCUGGUGAUGGACCUCAGAGCCUCACUAAGUUUUAUGAAGGCCUGAAAGAGGCAUGCCCUCACCCAAAGGGCAAAAGUGCAUUCUCUGCAGUAGCGCGUAACCGAGGUGAGGUGCAUUUGAAUACGAUCAACCUUUUUCUGUGUGUAGCCUUCUUAUGUGUAAGCAAGGAGGCAGACUCUGACAGAGACUCUGCAAAUGACUCUGAAGACACCUCAGGCUAUGAUAGUACAGCUAGUGAACCAUUGGGUGGACGACUGCCCUGCCUUUCCCCAGACAGUGUUGCUCUUCCCUCUAAAGAACAGAUAAGGAGGGCUGCCGAUGUUUGGUCAGUAUGCCGUUGGGUGUACAUGGCCAGUCCAGUAUUCCAAAGGCAGUUCUUCAGACUGGGAGGUCUAGAUGUCUGUUCGCGUCUAAUGACAAUGGUGAUCCAGAAACUCACGUCUAAAAACAAAGACUGUAAAUUUAAGAAAAAGAAAGAGAGUAAGGGCAAAAGCAGUCCAUCUCAUGUAGACUCUCCCACUCAAGUUCUUGCAGGACAGUUUGAUAAUAUAGCGACAGCCGCUGGUACAGAGAAAUCCCACCAGCACGACACUUUCAGCCCCUCUCAGGUCGAGAGCAAGUCAAGUGACCCAACACACAGGCUUGAAGAGGAAUGGCCUCUCCAGAGCAUCCGACUGCUGGAGGCACUUUUGGCAAUCUGCCUCCACAGUGCCAAUUCAGCCCUACAGAGACUUGAACCAGACCUAUCCUUUCAGCUGCAGUCUGUGGAGGAAACGCUGUGUGAGGUCCGGGAUCAACUCUCUCGAUCUGGAGUUGUGAAUUCUGAACUAGCAGUUCCUCUGUUUGAUUCCUUACUCCGUGUGGCACUGGCUGAGAUGUUCUGCAGUCCAGAUGUCAUCGAGGAGAAACCUGACAAGAAGUCUCAGGUCAGCAGUGAGGUGGCACCUCCAGCAGGUGAUCUGUCAGAGGAGGUGGAUGAAGCUCAGGUGAGUGGCGCUCCACCCUUGGGAGAAGAGGAAGGCUAUGAGGCAGACAGUGAAAGUAACCCUGAGGACUCCACCCGUCAGGAGGAAGGGAUAAAGGUGGAGGCUGGAGUCUCAUCGGGGGAAUGUACGUUAGGAAUGGCAGGAGUGCCUCAGGGCUCCGGCCACGGCCGUCUGCUGUUCCCGGAGAUCUGCUUGAUGGAGCUACAGCUGUUAGCCAGUGGCUCUCCAGACCUGGAGGUUUUGGGCCAUGUUUUGCAGAGCCUGUUAGGAGCCGUGAAAGGCCACCACAACAACGCAGCAUUGCUCUACCAGCAGGGUGGUGUGAAAGCUAUUCUCACUGGAUUUCAGAACAUUCUCAGCCAAUCAGAUGCCUCCUAUAAAGGUGUAUAUUAUUUAUACUUAAAUUAUUCUGUCUUCUGUCUUCCUGUGACAGGGAUAAAGGUGGAGGCUGGAGUCUCAUCGGGGGAAUGUACGUUAGGAAUGGCAGGAGUGCCUCAGGGCUCCGGCCACGGCCGUCUGCUGUUCCCGGAGAUCUGCUUGAUGGAGCUACAGCUGUUAGCCAGUGGCUCUCCAGACCUGGAGGUUUUGGGCCAUGUUUUGCAGAGCCUGUUAGGAGCCGUGAAAGGCCACCACAACAACGCAGCAUUGCUCUACCAGCAGGGUGGUGUGAAAGCUAUUCUCACUGGAUUUCAGAACAUUCUCAGCCAAUCAGAUGCCUCCUAUAAAGAGUGCCAGACAAUACUGAUGGAGCUGCUUGUUGCCAUGGUGAGUGACAGGAUGACAUCGGAGGAACUCGCCCUGUUGACACGCCUCUUCCUGGAAAAGACUCCGCCCACUGAGAUCUUGCUGAGAGGCUUGCUUCAGAUUGUGGAGGCUAAUGCAGACACAGAGCCACUCUACUUCAUGUCCUUUCCCAUGAUCCCUGGCGCAGGGGUCCCUGGCUUGAGCUCCUCCCCUGGGAUGAGGCCUCAUGGGACAGCUGGUGGUAAGGGUGGAGUAAACACUCUUUUGAGGGGUAAAUUACCCCUGGGCCGUGGUGAAGCAGACCUGAGCAGGCCCGGUCAUCUGCGCAGCUCUCCCUGGCAUACGGCACCCUUCCACCUGCCUCUGGUGGGACAGAACUGCUGGCCUCACAUGGCGAGUGGCUUCAGUGCCUCACUGUGGGUACGAGCGGGGAAGGAUGAGGACAGGCGUUACAAGAAGGAAGAGGAGGCCCUGCAUGGUCCCGCUCAUGUCCCGGAGCAGCAGACAGAGAGAUGCCUCCUCCAUGUUCUCUCCAUGGGCUCUAAGGCACUGAUGCUUCAGGUGUGGGUGAACAUCUCCACCGGAGCCUUUACCUUCAGGAUCUGCAUCGAUCCAAACGACGAGAUGAAGGCGGGUUUGCUGGCCCAGGCUGAGUCUGGAGAUGGUGUGCUGACAGCAGGCAGGUGGCAGCACUUGGCUCUCACGUACUCACAGCAGCCCGAGGGCAAGAAGAACAUCCACGGUCAGCUGACCCUCUGGGUGGGCGGCAUUAGGAAGUGUGACGUCUCGCUAGACUUUACUCUGCUCAGGAAGUCCAGUUUGUCAUCGGACAGUAAUAAGACCUACUGUAUGCUUGGACACUAUCAGCACCCCUCAGAGGAGCAGGCCAGCCCAAGUGCACGCUGGGAUAUGGGCACGCUGCUGCUCUUUAAUGGCUCCAGAAUUGACACAGCGGAGGCGUUUUACCUGUAUGCCAGCGGUCCUGACCUCACCUCCAUCAUGCCCUGCAAGUACGGCAAGCCUCACGGGACACUGUCCAAGUACGUGACACAGGAGGGUCUUCAGUGUGAGCAGAUACGAGAGCUCCUCAUGAGGAAUACAGACGUCGACAUCGCACCUCUUAUUGAGAGUUUAGCAGUAGUUUAUGCCCCCAGCACGCCGUCUCUCUACACCAUAUAUGAACCGGUGAUCCGUCUGAAGGGCCAGGCCAAGUCAGCGGUGGCUUCCCAGCGGCCCUUCAGUGCCAAAGAGGUCCAGAGCUCCAUCUUGGAGCCUCCUUUCCUCAGGACCAUGAUGCCCUGCCAGGCUCUCGGCCUACACAGCGUCCUGCACAAGAUCGGAGGCACCGGUGCUUUUGUCUUCUUGUUCGCGCGGGCGGUGGAGUUGAGCGACUGUGAGAAAACUCAAGCUCUGGCGCUGCAGCUGCUGCUGUCUCUGGUUAAGAACAACCAGCAUCGCACUCAUGAGAUGGAGUGUUACCACGGCUAUUCCAUGAUUCACCAGGUUCUCAUCAAGCCCAAGUGCAUUGUGGGAUACCACAUUCUGAAGACGCUGUUGGACGGCUGCUGCAGCAGGUCAAUCCUGACGAUCGGAGAAGACGGACAGUUUCAUCUGGAUGCUGAAUCCACUGUGGUGCUGCAAGAUCUCAGACUGCUGUCUGAAAUACUGCUGGACUGGAAGAUAUGGGCCAAAGCGCAGUGUGGUGUGUGGGAGACGCUGCUGACUGCUUUAGAGAUCCUCAUCCGGGUGCAUCAUCCUCAGCAGAUGUUCAACAUUCGACAGCUCCUCAAGGCCCAGGUGGUUCAUCGCUUCCUGCUCGCCUGCCAGGUGCUUCAGGAGCAUCGAGAUGAGUACCUGACAUCCAUCCCGCAGGAGGUCUGCCUCUCGUUUGUCAAAAUCAUCCAGGAGGUUUUGGGGUCUCCUCCGGACCUAGACCUGCUGCGGCUGGUCUAUAAUUUCCUCUUGGCCGUUCACCCCCCCACCAACACUUACGUGUGCCACACGCCCACCAGCUUCUACUUCUCUCUGCACAUCGAUGGUAAGCUGUACCAGGAGAAGGUUCAGUCCAUGAUGUACCUGCGGCACUCCAGCAGUGGAGGGAAAUCAGCCUGCAGCUCUGUGCUUUCACUCUCUCCCUCCGUCUUCACAGAGACGCCCGCCGAAGUGCGCCACACUUCCUCCCCUGAGCAUGGUGAUGAAGAUCUGUCACUGCGGCCCCCAAGCAUUGGCCCGUCUCCGCACUCUUCUCCGGCCCUGACACCCCGUCUGACCCAUGGGAGUGUGAUGGGGACCACUGAGCCUGAGGGGACAUCCCUGAGUACCCAGCAUGCCCUGGGCAGCACGGUGACCCUGAAGCGGGCCGGAGACGAGCAGCUCCUCAGCAGCUGUGAGUCGGCAAAGACAAUAUGCGACUCUCAGAACGUGGGUGGUGAUGAGGAGAGCAGCGUCACGGGAAACCGAACGCCCUCCAUCAGCGUAGAGGAGGAGCAUGACGGCCCAGCAAGCAGCCCGGUGGACUCUGAGGACCAUUUCAAUUGGACCAGCGAGGAAGUGCCACGCCGACCGGACAGCCUGAAGGGAAUCCAGUCCUUCCAGAGGAGCCACAGUAACCUGGCCAGUCUGGGUUUGGCUUUUCCCGCACAGAACGGCUCUCUGACUAUCGCUCGCUGGCCCACCGUGGCUGACCGUGCCGCUCCACCGGACGACUGGGAAAGUUACACCUACUCACCCGGGUAUGACAGACACAGCAAGGCGGACUCCAGUAAUGACAGAUCCAGUGCUGAAGACUGUCUGGUUCUGAUCUGCUGCGGUCUGUACGAUCUGCUGAGAGGAGUUCUGCUCCUGCUGCCGGACCUCCUGCUGGAGGAGGUGAUGGACAAACUCGUCCAGCCGGAGGCUCUUCUCGUUCUGGUCAACCACUCUUCUCCUCUCAUACAGCAGGGCGUCAUGAAGCUCCUGGACGCCUACUUUAGCCGCACUCAGAAAGAGCAGAAGGAGAAGUUCCUGAAGAAUCAUGGGUUUUCACUGCUGGCCAAUCAGCUGUACCUGCACCAGGGUUCACAGGGUCUGCUGGAGUGUUUCCUGGAAAUGCUGUUCGGACGACCGGUUGGGAUCGAGGAAGAUCUGGAUCUGGAGGAUAUGGAGAGCAUCUCCCCGUUCAGGAAGCGCUGUAUCAUCCCUGUGCUAGGUCUGCUGGAGAACUCUCUGUACGAGAACUCACUCGUGCACAACGUCCUGUGUCUGCUGCUGCAGCUGCUCAACACCUGCCCAAAGCUGGCUGACAUCCUGCUGGACCACGGCUUGCUCUACGUGCUCUUCAACACGCUGUCCACCCUCAACGGCCUGGAGAAUGGGAUUCCUCCAAAUGACUACAAGCUGGUGGUGUGUGACAUUCAGCAGCUGCUGGUGGCCGUUACCAUCCACUCCUGCAGCUCCUCGGGAUCUCAGUACUUCCGCAUCAUUGAAGACCUGAUCACCCUGUUGGGCUACAUGCAGACCAGCAAAGUUCGGCACACACAGGAAAUGGCCACAGCACUGCAGUUCCGUGUGAUCCAGGCAGCCAUCGAUUUCAUUAAGACCACGGCCAAUCAGGACCCUCAGAAAUCCAGCAGCUACGUUCACGUGCCCACUUCACCGCAUCACGCUUUACAGCAGAAACGCAAGAGUAUCGCAGGUCGGAGGCGGUUCACGGUGGCCCAGUCAGACUCGCUGCUGACGCGAAUGCGCUCGGUGGCCAGCGAUGAGCUUAACCAGAUGAUGCAGCGCAGGAUGAGUCAAGAAAACCCCAUCAGAGCCAGCGAGACGGAGCUGGUCCAGAGACUGCAGAGACUCGUGGUUCUGGCUGUUAACAGACUCAUCUAUCAAGACAUCAGCCAGGAUUUCUUUGACUUCCUGAACUUUCCCGAGUCUCCUGAUCACUCGAUGUCCAUGCCGUUACCUGGCGAGCAGACGACCGAUGAGAAUGGCUCCACGCCGUCCACCCCGAUCCCACCGGGCAACAUGAAGAGCUUCCGCAAAGAUAUUCUCAAACUAAUGAUGGAGGGCAUAAAGAUAGGUUUGGGCAGCACCGGUCGUGGUGGUGCUCCUCGCCAGCAGUGGAAGCGAAUCCUCUGGUCCUGUCGCGACACGUUCAGGGUUCAGAUCGGUCGCAUGCUGGUGCACACGCUCAGCAAGAAAAAGAGAAAUAUUGGCAGCACCGGUCGUGGUGGUGCUCCUCGCCAGCAGUGGAAGCGAAUCCUCUGGUCCUGUCGCGACACGUUCAGGGUUCAGAUCGGUCGCAUCCUGGUGCACACGCUCAGUCCCGCAGUUCCUCUGGAGGACAGGAAGGAGGCGCUAGAGUUUGUCCACGAGCAGAGCUACUCCGAGAUCCUCAGAGAAAGCCUGAGUCCCGGCCUCGAGCACGGGCCCAAGCUGGCUCUCUAUCUGUACGAGCUGUUACACGAUCACAAAGACGCCCUGAGUAAAGAAGAGCAGGCAGCUGCCAACACCUUCAUGACGGCGCUGAAACUCUGCGGCCACCGCUGCAUCCCACCCAGCGCUCCCGUCAAACCAGACCUCCUCAAAGCCAUCAAAGAGGAGCAACUGAAAUACGAGUCAGAGGCAAGAACCAGCAAAGGAGCCUGGGAAAAGAAGCUGGCCAACACGCAGAGGAGCUUGUUGCAGAGGCUGGAUGGGAAGUCGAAGGACAUCUCGAAGAUCGCCGCUGACGUAACCCAGAACGUGUCUCUCGGGCAGGGCAUGGAGCGGAAGAAGGUCAUGCAGCACAUCAGAGGCCUUUACAAGACCGACUUGAGCGCCAGCCGCCACUGGCAGGAGCUCGUGCAGCAGCUCACUCACGACCGGGCGGUGUGGUAUGAUCAGUCAUCUUACCCCACUUCCUGGCAGCUGGAUCCCACCGAGGGGCCCAACCGAGAGCGGAGACGCCUGCAGCGCUGCUACCUGACCAUCCCUAACAAAUAUCUGCUGAAAGACCGACGCAAACUAGACGAUGCCAUCAAGGCUCCUCUGGCCUUCCUGUUUGAGGACAAAACUCACUCCUCUUCAUCGAUAGUGAAGGACAAAGCCACCAGUGAGCCCAUCAGGUUUACGAGAAAGUGUGUAAGUGUGGCGCCCUCUAGAGAGACGGCAGGAGAGCUGUUGCUGGGAAAAUCUGGGAUGUACUUUGUCGAGGAUAAUGUUGCUGAGACACUUGAUAACCAAAGUCCUCAUGGAGAGACGGAACCGGCCUCCUUCUCCUGGACGUAUGAGGAGAUAAAGGAGGUUCACAAGCGCUGGUGGCAGCUCAGAGACAAUGCUAUGGAGAUCUUCCUCACCAAUGGCAGGACGCUGCUGCUCGCGUUUGAUACCACCAAGUACCGUGACGACGUCUACCACAACAUCCUGAGCUCAGAGCUGCCCAACCUGCUGGAGUACGGGAACAUCUCUGCCCUCACGCACCUGUGGAGCUCAGGACAGAUAACCAACUUCGAGUACCUCACCCACCUCAACAAGCACGCGGGCCGCUCCUUCAAUGACCUCAUGCAGUAUCCCGUCUUCCCCUUCAUCCUGCGAGACUAUACCAGUGAGACGCUGGACCUGCAGGACACCUCCAUUUACAGGAACCUCAGCAAACCCAUCGCGGUGCAGUCUAAAGAGAAGGAAGACCGUUAUGUGGACAAUUACAGGUACCUGGAGGAGGAGUAUAAGAAAGGCAAGAGAGAGGACGACCCCAUGCCCCCCGUCCAGCCCUAUCACUACGGCUCUCACUACUCCAACAGCGGCACCGUCCUGCACUUCCUCGUCCGGCUGCCUCCCUUCACCAAGAUGUUUCUGGCCUAUCAAGACCAAAGCUUUGAUAUUCCUGACCGAACGUUCCACUCCAUGAACACCACGUGGCGUCUGUCAUCAUACGAGUCCAUGACGGAUGUCAAAGAGCUCAUCCCAGAGUUCUUCUACCUGCCCGAGUUUCUGGUCAACAGAGAAGGUGGCGCUCUUACUUAUUUUGGCAUGGAUGUAUCUGCUGUUGAAGACCCCGUGCAGCGUCGGGCUCUAGAAACUAUGAUCAAGACGUACGGCCAAACACCCAGACAGCUGUUCAACGCCUCGCACAUCAGCCGAGCCGGAACCAAACUCCUAUCAGAGGCAGAACUGCCUGCAGCCAUGGGCCUCCUGGUACAGCUGGCCUUCAGAGAGAGCCGCGAGCACCCCAAAGAAACCGUCUACCCGAGUCCUCUGCCGUGGAUAAAGGGCUUGAAAUGGGGCGAGUAUGUGGGAUCCCCCAGUGCUCCGGACCCCGUGGUCUGUUUCAGUCAACCUCACGGCGAACACUUCGGCUCCCUGCUGGCGCUGCCCACGCGUGCCAUCUGCGGCCUCUCGCGCAAGUUCUGCCUCAUGAUGAUCUACAGCAAAGAGCAAGGUGUAAGGAGCAUGCACAGCACCGACAUACAGUGGUCGGCUAUUCUGAGCUGGGGUUACACCGACAACAUGCUGCGUCUGAAGAGCAAACAGAGCGAGCCGCCCAUCAACUUCAUCCAGUGCUCACCGCUGCACCAGGUGACUAGUUGUGCUUGGGUGCCGGACAGUUGUCAGCUGUUUACAGGCAGUAAGUGUGGAGUCAUAACCGCCUACAGCAACCGCUUCACCACCACGAUGCCGACAGAGAUGGAGGUGGAGACGCAGCUUCACCUGUACGGUCACACGGCAGAGGUCACAGGCCUGUUCGUCUGUAAACCCUUCAGCAUCCUCAUCAGUGUCAGUCGAGAUGGGACCUGCAUCCUGUGGGACCUCAACAGGUUGUGUUACGUACAGAGUCUCACAGGUCAUAAGAGUCCAGUGAACGCAGUGUCAGCCAGUGAGACGACAGGAGACAUCGCCACAGUGUGUGAUUCAGUGGGUGGAGGAAGUGAUCUGAGGCUGUGGACGAUCAACGGAGAUUUGAUUGGUCACGUUCACUGUCGAGAGAUCAUCUGUUCGGUGGCGUUCUCCAAUCAGCCGGAGGGAGUGUCGGUCAACGUGAUCGCUGGCGGACUGGAGAACGGUGUGGUCAGGUUGUGGAGCACAUGGGACCUGAAGCCAGUCAGAGAGAUCACCUUCCCAAAAUCCAACAGGCCUAUCAUAAGUCUCACGUUCUCGUGUGACGGUCAUCACCUCUACACGGCUAACAGCGAGGGCACGGUGAUCGCGUGGUGCCGUCGAGACCAGCAGCGCUUGAAGCUGCCCAUGUUUUACUCGUUCCUCAGCAGCUACGCUGCAGGCUGACCCUGCGUCAUGCCGGCUCGUUACCCACACAGGACGGACGCUGAGAGCAACCCCGCCGACCCAGGAAGAGGAGGAGCCAGCAUGCACAAAGCCCCGCCCACAAUCAUCACAGAACCCGCCCCCUGAAACACCAUAGGAACGGAUGCCACUUGUACCAUAAAGAGCAGGGGCUUGUGAGGCAGCGCAAACGCAGGCCUUUCCCCGCAUCAUUUCUUCUCGUCUGUUUUGACUGAUUCAUCUAGUAUUUGUGUUGUUUGAUUAUGAAAGCUGCUACAAUCUGGUCUGCCCAGACUGAAUGUUUGAAGGCCUUUCCUUCUUUUUGUCCCUCGUCUCGCCCACCCGUCACCAUCCUGAGAAUAUCCUGCUUUCGAAGCCAAACCAGACUGCAGUCAUCUGAACACUACCGACCGUCUGCGCUCCUGCAGAAACGGCAUUCAUGAUCCACGCGGCAGGUUUUAAACGGACGAUUAAAAACUGGUGCAUGAGUGACAUGCAGCGGCGUAAUGAAUGUGUGCACGCAAUGCCUUCUUAAACAUCAUCCCUCAUCGACAGACCGCUGAAAUAUUUAUUCUCAAACAAGGAUGAAAGCCACAAUCUCAACGUCUGGUUCUUGUUCUUCAUUCUAAAAUGCGCUCGGGACAAUCUUAUGAAUGUCAAAGGUGGUCGUGUGUCACUCGUCAAUCGCCGACUGUGCUAAUAUUUAUCCUGUGCUUUUCCACCUGAACAAACGUCCCAGUUACCACAUCCGAUUUGUAAUAGUUCAUUAAAAACAUGUUCUGCUUGCUUAUUUUCUGUUCUAGUUUUAUAUGUUGCAUGUUAUGAUCACUUGAACAUUAUUUAACAUUGGCGAUACGAUAUAAGGUUUAGUCAGAUCUACCUCUAGGCCCCUCUUACAAAUAAAAGACAAAUAAAAUUAGAAAUACUUCUGGUAACAAUAAAAACAACCUGUUUAUUGUACAAAGACGACGACACUAUAUCCCUAAAGAAAUACAAUUCCCUGACAGUACAAAGGGUUUGGAUGCUCUUGAAGUCUUAAGUGUUGACAGCCUUAAAUGUGGAGGAAGAAUAAUUGAAUUUGAGUCCACCAUCUAAACGUGAUCCAGAAUGUUGUUUGCCUUUGUUUGUUUCCUAUUCUGUAUUUGCUUUUAGCACGAGUCUUACAUUACAACUAAUUUAAUUAUCUUGUCUUACAUUUUAGUGUUUACCAGAAAGGGAAUGCUUUCACCUUUUCCCCCAUUACUACUUUGUUUUUCAUUAUUAUCAGAAAUAUCUACCAUAUGUAUCAUUUCAACCCUCAAAUGAAGUUACUCAGUCAGUGUAAACCCAGAAAGAGUCGACUAGUUCGAGAGAAUCAUCUGGUGUUUACAGAGCCCUGUUAUGUGUUCGUUUUUUGUGUUUGAAUCUAUUUUCCAUGCUUGCAUCACAUUUAUCUCUUAAUUAUCGUGCACAGUAUUGUCAUGUUUGCUUUCCCUCAGAAAGAGAUUGAUGUUACUGUCAUCGUGUGAGUUUGUGAAGCGAGAUGAAUGUGUGAAUUUGUUCGACAUAACUAUCACGAAAAGGCUUAUUGUUAUCGUUCUGUUGAAUUAACAGUGGUUUGUGUAAUUUAAGAUUGAUGUGUUCACCGAGGCCUGGCUGGGACAUUUAUUUCCUUUUUUUUUUUUUGUAUUUAUGAAAUGUAAUAAAAUGUCACCUAUAUAUAAUAUAAAUAUUCAAGAAAUUUUGAUUCAGUUUGUUGCAC
Molecule: messenger RNA, 13397 nt
Organism: Sinocyclocheilus grahami
Lineage: Eukaryota; Metazoa; Chordata; Actinopteri; Cypriniformes; Cyprinidae
Product: lysosomal-trafficking regulator
Exons: 54
Coding region: 104-11659 (3851 amino acids)
Molecular function (GO): protein binding
Source: RefSeq, a predicted model, not a curated record